Molecule: messenger RNA, 285 nt
Organism: Funneliformis geosporum
Lineage: Eukaryota; Fungi; Glomeromycota; Glomeromycetes; Glomerales; Glomeraceae
Source: the annotation of a GenBank genome assembly
AUGAAAGCUUCUCAAAAAAUUGUUACUAAUGAUCAAAUGCAAACAAAUAAGUCUAAAAAUUACCAUCAAGGAGUUAAACAUCAUCAUGAUAUUAAUAAUAAUCAAGAAACUGAUCUCUUACCUGAAAUUUCUUUGACAAUGGAAUCAAUAGAGAAAUAUGCAUCUAAUAAUAAAGAAAUUACCAAAGUUACCAGUGAAAAUGUUUUUGACAUGUGUGAUGAAAUGAAGAUAAUGUUUAUACAAAGUCGUAAUCCUGACUCAGAUGCAAUUGCAGCUGUCGCUUAA